AUGAACGACAAGUUCUUUGGUCGAGACAAUGUAUUGGAGGAUAUUUCUAAGCGAUUUUGGGGGAGCUCAGAGAAUGGAGAUGCCAUGACAGAGACUACACAAACUUCUGAUAAAGCCUUUCAGUGGAUCGUUCUGUACGGACUCAAAGGCAUUGGGAAGACGAGAAUUGUUCACGAAUACGUCUCCAGAUGGCGCGAUCGAUACGACGACAUUUUUUACAUCCCGGCAUCGGAUCCGACGGUAUUCGCCGGGCGAAUUGACCAAAUACAUGCAUGUGGGAGCAUCGGAGUCUUUUCACAGUGGCUCAAGAGUCAAACGAUGCGCAGACGCUGGCUUCUGGUCGUUGACGACGUAGUUGAGGAUACGGUAGAGCAGGCACUGAGUCUCCCGUCCCCUCGCUUGAGAACAGGCGAACUUGGGACUGGCCAUGUGCUUUUCACAACCUACUCGGACAAGUUGGCGAAGCUUUCACUAAACAGGGGAAAUGUUAUCGAGGUGCACUAUCUCGAAGAGGAGGAUUCCAAGAGGUUAUUUCUGUCGGUUUCUCGUUCACAACAUGAUGAAUGGGGGGACGAUAUACUCUCCAUGCUGCCUAAGUAUCCUAUUUCCAUUAAUCUGAUCGCAACCGCGGUCCUCAACGACAACCUGAACAAGACCGAGCUUCGAGCAGUACUCAGAGACAGUCGUGAGCAGGCCGAAUACAUGAAGAACGAUAGGAAAUUGGGUGUAGUAUUUAGGAUGAUGCAGAGAAAAUUCGAGGAAGACGGGCAGAAGUCUCUGUUCCUUGCCGUACUAUCUCAUCUUCACACAACUUCCCUGGACCUUAGGUUGCUCUUAGGAUGUUUGGUAGACCGCCCCUUUCAAAGUGAGCAACCGCGGAAGAGAUCCAAGUUCCUGAAGUUGUUCAAACCCAGUCAACCCUUGGUAGAUCAUCGCCCAGGGGCAAGCACUGUUGAGCGAAAUAGGGUCCAGCUCCGGGAGAUCUCCCCUCCCCUUACUACGGCUGGGUUGGGAUCGAUGGGCAGCUUGGCAUCCCAAUACGCGUCACUGUCAUUGAUACGACGCCAUGAAUGGUCGAUACACAUUCCGGACGUGUUCCGUGAUCAUAUUCGUACUCUGGCCAGUAAAUCCGACAAGGAAUUGUCGCACAAGCACUUUACUUUGAGUUUGGUCCUCGCGAUCGAGAUAACACUCGUAAGAGAGUCACUCUUCAGUGACGACCAAAAACUGGCUGAGAGCUUUGCAUCUCUUGUGAAUUCUCUUACCCGUCACGCAAGAAACCAUGAUCUUCAAACAUGGGAACAUUUCUACCUGGCUGAGCUCAACUUCCAGGUCGCGGCGUAUCUCUGCAGCAGGUCAUGGAGCUCUAUCGGAGUGCAGACUUAUAAACAGGGGGUGAAGCACUGGGAAAUGUCACACACAAAGGAUAAUGCCCAUUUCUUCGGCCACAUAGAGAACUACGGGCUGGCUCUUGUCGACGAGAGGAAAUACGAUGAUGCUGAGACGUAUCUGCGUGCAGCCUACGAUGGUCUAAGAAAGGUCGAGCGAAAGAACUCACCCGCUGUGAUUCGAGCGCGGCACAACGUUGUCAACAUCAAACAGGAAAAGGGUCUCUUGGCAGAAGCCGCCGAGGGAUUCAAGAAGAUGCUGACUGACUACAAAGGCAAGAUUGAGUUGGAAGACUGGAUGGGCCUCCGUUUGUCCUAUGCAAUGGCAGUGAAAGAUCAGGGACGAUAUUCGGAUGCCUGGAAGGAGCUUGAAUCCGCUUUGGGAGAUCUCUCUCGCCCAUCAAAAGCAAAUUCGGGCAACGAAGCUGCUAUUUCUGAAACUACGGCUCGCAUUUUUGUUUAUGAUGUUGCGCUGAUCUUGAUGAAUCUGAGCCGCCACAAUGAAGCAGACAAUUUGUUUCGGUGUGUCAUCAGCAGCACCGACAACAUGCUGCAAAGGGCCGUCACAGCCAACGACACAAUAUCAAAGCUAAUAUCUACCGUUCUAGCGUCCGGCACAGAUGACAGUAAUAGCCAAUGCGGCGAUGAACAGUUGAUCUUUGAUGCAGAAUUCUGUUUGGGUUUGUCAUUGAUUGAGCAGGAGCAAUACGAGGCGGCCGCAUCUCACUUCAGCCGGGUAAAGAAGGACAUGGACCGGCUGACAUCUCUGGGCGAGUCGGCCCUGCUCCUGAACUGUACCAACCGUACCUUGUUUCAAGAGGGCAUGGCCUUGUCAGCGUUUUUCUGCGGGGCCUAUGAAGAAGCAGAAGCAGGGUUCCUGAACAUCUGUGACGAGCUUAAAGAGCUUGAGAACAAAGCAUGGUGUCCUUUGAGAAUGGUUCGUGUGAAAGAAGGCCUUGCUAUGGCUAGGGGCAUGCAGUCAAAGAUAGGAAGGGGGGAUUUGGAGGCGGCGAUGGAGUUUUCAAAGAAGCAUUUCGGUCAUCAGCACCCGGAGCUGUAUAUCACGUUUCACAGAUUCGCUAUGGUCAUGGAAAAACAAGGAGAUAUAGGGACGGCGGCGCAGUGGUACUCGGAGGCAUAUCAUGGUCGUUUGAAAAUACUCUCGGAGCACCACAUUCUGACGAAACAGUCGGAGCUGAGUUGGAGAACCUGUUUGCGCUCAGAGAAGUAG
Molecule: messenger RNA, 2619 nt
Organism: Clonostachys solani
Lineage: Eukaryota; Fungi; Ascomycota; Sordariomycetes; Hypocreales; Bionectriaceae
Source: the annotation of a GenBank genome assembly